This is a messenger RNA of Adineta steineri, 681 nucleotides long. NCBI's taxonomy places the organism in Eukaryota, Metazoa, Rotifera, Eurotatoria, Adinetida, Adinetidae. The record is from the annotation of a GenBank genome assembly.
AUGCCAUCAAAAACUCGCACAUUAAUUACGUCAUCGAAUACAUCUGAUCUUUGUUCAAUGCGUUUUGCACCUGUACCUUAUAUUCCUACUGAUUAUACUGACAAUUCACCCUAUAAAAAAAGUGUUGAAGAUGUUACUGAAGAAACUCGUUAUAUAUUAGAAGAAUUUAUUAUUGAACGAGCAAUCGAAGAUGGUGUCGAUUUAAAGUUAGUUCGACCUAUAAUCGAUGUUGAUCUUAGUGCACUUCCACAAUAUCGACAAAUUCAACAAAUUGCUUAUCGAUUACGGAUAAUUGGUGAUGAACUCGAUGCUGAUCAAAGAAUUUCAAGUAUGGUUGAUCAAGUGCCUAUUAACAGUCCAUAUGAAACAUUCAGUGAUGUUGCUAAAGAACUAUUUUAUGAUGGUAUCUAUAAUUGGGGACGAAUUGUAACACUUUUUUAUUUUACAUAUAAAUUGAUUUUAAAAUCACUCCAAGAUGAACCAUCAUCAGUUUUACAUGUUCUUGUUGAAUGGACUGUACGUUUUGUUAAAGAAAUUAUUGCUCCAUGGAUUAUACGUAAAGGUGGUUGGUUGGUUGUUUUACGUGAUGCAGUACCUCAAUCACGAUUAACAACUAUUGGUGUUUUUCUUAGUGGAAUGGUUGCAACUUUCAUGGUUCUUUAUUUUUUUCGACGAAUAUGA